This is a messenger RNA of Marmota flaviventris (yellow-bellied marmot), 3060 nucleotides long. Lineage: Eukaryota; Metazoa; Chordata; Mammalia; Rodentia; Sciuridae. The record is from RefSeq and is a predicted model, not a curated record.
GGUGAGCGUCCUGACCACCCUGGAGCGCAGGUUCAACCUGCAGAGCGCAGACGUGGGUGUGAUCGCCAGCAGCUUCGAGAUUGGAAACCUGGCGCUCAUCCUCUUCGUGAGCUACUUCGGGGCACGCGGACACCGCCCUCGCCUCAUCGGCUGCGGUGGUAUCGUCAUGGCGCUGGGCGCACUGCUCUCGGCACUGCCAGAGUUCCUGACCCACCAGUACAAGUACGAGGCUGGCGAGAUCCGCUGGGGCGCUGAGGGCCGGGACGUCUGCGCUGCCAACGGCUCAGGUGGCGACGAGGGGCCCGACCCUGACCUCAUCUGCCGCAACAGGACGGCCACCAACAUGAUGUACUUGCUGCUCAUUGGGGCCCAGGUGCUCCUGGGCAUCGGUGCUACCCCCGUGCAGCCCCUGGGGGUCUCCUACAUCGACGACCACGUGCGGAGGAAGGACUCCUCGCUUUACAUAGGAAUCCUGUUCACAAUGUUGGUAUUUGGACCUGCCUGUGGAUUUAUUCUGGGCUCUUUCUGUACCAAAAUCUACGUGGAUGCAGUCUUCAUUGACACAAGUAACCUGGACAUCACUCCAGACGACCCCCGCUGGAUUGGAGCCUGGUGGGGUGGCUUUCUGCUCUGCGGUGCCUUACUCUUCUUCUCCUCCCUCUUGAUGUUCGGGUUCCCACAGUCCCUGCCCCCACACUCAGACCCCGCCAUGGAGAGUGAGCAGGCCAUGCUCCCAGAAAGAGAAUAUGAGAGGCCCAAGCCCAGCAAUGGGGUCCUAAGGCACCCCCUGGAGCCAGACAGCAGUGCCUCUUGCUUCCAGCAACUGAGAGUGAUCCCCAAGGUCACCAAGCACCUGCUCUCUAACCCUGUGUUCACCUGCAUCAUCCUGGCUGCCUGCAUGGAGAUCGCGGUGGUGGCUGGUUUUGCUGCCUUCCUGGGGAAGUACCUGGAGCAGCAGUUUAACCUCACCACUUCUUCUGCCAACCAGCUGCUUGGGAUGACUGCUAUUCCGUGCGCCUGUCUGGGAAUCUUCCUGGGUGGUCUCCUGGUGAAGAAGCUCAGCCUGUCCGCCCUGGGGGCUAUUCGGAUGGCCAUGCUUGUCAACCUGGUGUCCACGGCUUGCUAUGUCUCCUUCCUCUUCCUGGGCUGUGACACGGGCCCUGUGGCUGGGGUUACUGUUCCCUAUGGAAACAACUCAGCUCGUGGCUCUGCCCUGGACCCCUAUUCACCCUGCAAUAAGAACUGCGAAUGCCAAACCGACUCCUUCACUCCAGUGUGUGGGGCAGACGGCGUCACCUACCUGUCGGCCUGCUUUGCGGGCUGCAACAGCACGAAUCUCACAGGCUGUGCGUGCCUCACCACCAUCCCCCCUGAGAAUGCGACCGUGGUUCCCGGAAAAUGCCCCAGUCCCGGGUGCCAAGAGGCCUUCCUCACCUUCCUCUGUGUGAUGUGCGUCUGCAGCAUGAUUGGUGCCAUGGCCCAGACACCCUCAGUCAUCAUCCUUAUCAGGACAGUCAGCCCUGAACUCAAGUCCUACGCCCUAGGAGUUCUUUUUCUCCUCCUCCGUUUGUUGGGCUUCAUCCCCCCACCGCUCAUCUUUGGGGCCGGCAUCGACUCCACCUGCCUGUUCUGGAGCACGUUCUGUGGGGAGCAAGGCGCCUGCGUCCUCUAUGACAACGUGGUCUACAGAUACCUGUACGUCAGCAUCGCCAUCGCCCUCAAGUCCUUCGCCUUCAUCCUCUACACCACCACGUGGCAGUGCCUGAGGAAAAACUAUAAACGCUACAUCAAAAACCACGAGGGCGGGCUGAGCACCAGUGAGUUCUUUGCCUCUACUCUGACCCUAGACAAUCUGGGGAGGGACCCUGUGCCUGCACACCAGACACAUAGGACAAAAUUUAUCUACAACCUGGAAGACCAUGAGUGGUGUGAAAACAUGGAAUCCGUUUUAUAGUGACUAAAGGAGGGCCGAACUCCGCGUUAGUAAUCAAAGGGUCAUUUUUCUUAAGAAAAAAGAAAAAAGUUUCCAAAAAAAAAAAAAAAAAAUUCAAAACACACACACACACACACACACACACACACACACACACACACCCUUUGUCCUUUUUGUCAAAAAUCAGAGCCAGACAGGAUUCAGAAUAAGGAGAGAAUGGGAUUGUCCUGGAGGACGCUCGCACUGCUGGGGCUCACAGUCUACUUUGAAGGCACCUCAUGGUUUUCAGGAUGCCGACAGCUGCAAGCAACAGGCACUGCCAAAUUCAGGGAACAGUGGUGGCCAGCUUGGAGGAUGGACAUUUCUGGAUAUGUACACACAUACAAAACAAAAAUCAUAUAAAAACAAAAGUCUACUAAAAAAAACAAACAACCAACCCAAGUUCAAGUUGAGAACAUUGCCAGAUUAAGCACUAGUGACAUACCCGGUGCCACCCUCUCCCUCCUGGUGGGGGUGGGGAGGUGCACAAGUCUGAGGGGUGGAAGCCCUGCCCCUCUCUAACUUUUGCAAUAUGGGUCACUGUGUAGACGAUUCACCCAGUCUGCAUGUGGUUCAAGGCCCCAGAGUUCUCUCAGCGAUGCUAAUGGGUGAUCCGUGCUGGAGUGUGUAAUUGGCACCUCUCACCAGCUCCAUUUCCAUGUUCAAGACUGAGGGUCCAAGGGGGAGCCGGGUGGGAGGCCAGCACCUCCCCUUCCCCUGGCAACACCUCCCUGCGGUGAUGCCCACCUCCCCCCUGCCCCACAGAGUGACCUCAGGAAGCUGUGGGCCUUGCCUGGCUAUGACUGACCUGCUCAGAGCCGGUGAGCCCCAAACACAGUCCAAGUCAUUUGCUUACAUUUGCCAAACAUUUUGCCAUUUUUUCAAAAAAAAAAAAAAAAAAUACAAUGCAUAUGAAUUUCAAACUGUUGUAUGUAUAAUCCUCUAAUACUAUUUUUAACUACUUCUAAAACCUGUGUUAACCCUUCAGUCACUAACACAGUUCUAUAGAUCGGAUUUAUUAUGCUGGUUGCUUUUACUUUUCUCAUUUUUUAAUGCACCAAAAAUAUAAUGUGAUUCAAGGGAUGCAA